AUGAGUUCAAUUGGUACUGGUUACGACCUUGCAGCGGCCACUUUUUCACCUGACGGGCGUAUUUUCCAAGUGGAAUAUGCUCAAAAAGCAGUUGAUAAUUCGACUACGAUGGUUGCUUUACGGGGAAAAGAUGGAGUAGUAACAGCUGUGGAUAAGCAGAUUCCAUCAAAGUUAUAUGUUGACGUACGUAAAUACAUAUCCUACAUGAAUGGAACUACAAUGAUCUAUAAUAAGCGAGAUAAAAAUUUUGAUAAAGCAUUUUGUGCUCUGUAUCCAUUACGUUAUGCAUUUUUAAAUUUUAAGAAUGCGAAUUCACGCAUGAUGAAUGCUAGUGAUUAUAUUGGCUUUGCAAUGGCUGGUGUAUAUCCAGACUGCAGAGCAUUGUUGGAUUAUGCUGUUGGUGAAGCGUUAAAAUAUUUGAAAGACUAUCGUACUCCGAUUCCGAUCAAAAUCCUUGCAAAUCAGGUGGCUGAAUAUGUGCAUAUUUUUACUUUGGGAAUCAGUCGACCAUUCGGUGCUUCAGUGUUCCUUACUUCUUGGGAUGCAAAGACUGGUUCAAAAAUAUAUCUAAUCGAACCAUCGGGAUUGUGCUAUGAAUAUAAAGCUUGGGCAGUAGGCAAACACCGUCAAGCUGCUAAAACAGAAAUCGAAAAAUUAGACUUGGAAGAUUUAUCAAUGGAUCAAUUGGUGAAAGAAGCUGUGCGAAUUAUUUUAACGGUUCGUGAUGAAGCAAAAGAUAAAAAUAUACAAGUGGAAAUGGGAUGGGUUGGUUCAGUUACAAAGGGGCUGUACCAACCAGUUCCUGCUGAGACUAUUCGUGAAGCAGAACAGUGGGCAAAGGCUAAGUUGGAGGAGGACGAUAUGGAAGAUUAA
Molecule: messenger RNA, 873 nt
Organism: Dracunculus medinensis (Guinea worm)
Lineage: Eukaryota; Metazoa; Nematoda; Chromadorea; Rhabditida; Dracunculidae
Source: the annotation of a GenBank genome assembly